Molecule: messenger RNA, 3344 nt
Organism: Eleginops maclovinus (Patagonian blennie)
Lineage: Eukaryota; Metazoa; Chordata; Actinopteri; Perciformes; Eleginopidae
Product: mucin-5AC-like
Exons: 16
Coding region: 612-2477 (621 amino acids)
Source: RefSeq, a predicted model, not a curated record
CACCUACAACAGCAGCUCCUACAACAGCAGCACCAACAACCGUUGCCCCAACAACCGCAAAACUUACAACUGCAGCCCCAACAACAGCAGCACCUACAACUGCAGCACCUACAACAGCACCUCCUACAACUGCAGCACCUACAACAGCACCUGCUACAACAGCAGCACCUACAACAGCACCUCCUACAACUGCAGCACCUACAACUGUUGCCCCUACAACUGCUGUACCUACAACAGCAGCUCCUACAACAGCAGCACCAACAACCGUUGCCCCAACAACCGCAAAACUUACAACUGCAGCCCCAACAACAGCAGCACCUACAACUGCAGCACCUACAACCACUGCCCCAACAACAGCAGCACCUACAACUGCUGCACCUACAAAUGCAGAACCCACAACAGUAACACCCACAACCUCUGCACCUAAAACAGCUGCACCUACAACAGCUGCACCUACAACAGCAGCACCUACAACAGCAGCACCUACAACCGCUACCCCAUCAACAGCAGCACAGACUACUGCAGCACCUACAAACAGGACAGGAGCACCUACAACUGCAGCAGAAACUACUAUUGCCCCUACAUCAGCUGCAACUUCAAUCAUUCCACCAAUGACUGUUGCACCUACAACAAAAGCAGAAACAGCAGCUGCAACAACUGCAGCACCUACGACAGCAUCACCAACAACCUCUGCCCCAACAACAGCAACAACUACAACAGCAGCUGCAACAACUGCAGCACCUACAACCACUGCUCCCAUGACAGCAGCACAUACAACUACUGUUGCAACACACACUGUUGCCCCUGAACCCACUUAUAUUCUCUCAGCAGUAUUCAAAGGACAGGAUUUCUCACCUGCCCUCACUGACUCCAACAGCGAUGAAUACAAAGCAAUAGAAACAGCAGCUCUAAAAGCGUGUAACGACAAGUUCAGCAGCAAGUUUGCAAACAAGUUUUCCCGCUGCCUUUUGAAAAACGUCAGGGCCUUAAGUCCACCAAAAGACACUGAAGCUCAAGUAACUGUGGCGGUUGUGUUCCAUGAGAAUACUACCUUUGCAGAUCUCCCACAGAAUAAUGUUGUUGCUCAGACCUUAGUAGAAGCUCUGAAUGACCCCAACAACAGCUUGGACGUGAGCAUAAAUCCUGCUUCAGUCAAAGUAUUAGAAAGUCCAGUUCCAGAUGUGACUACAACUGCUCCACCUACAACCACACCAUCCAUAGCACCAACUUCACCUGCAGCCUCUGAACCCACUUAUAUUCUCUCAGUAGAAUUGACAGAACUGGCUUUCUCACCUGCCCUCACUGACUCCAACAGCGAUGAAUACAAAGCUCUUGAAACAGCAGCUCUAAAAGCGUGUAACGACAAGUUCAGCAGCAAGUUUGCAAACAAGUUUUCCCGCUGCCUUUUGAAAAACGUCAGGGCCUUAAGUCCACCAAAAGACAACGAAACUCAAGCAACUGUGGCGGUUGUGUUCCAUGAGAAUACUACCUUUGCAGAUCUCCCACAGAAUAAUGUUGUUGCUCAGACCUUAGUAGAAGCUCUGAAUGACCCCAACAACAGCUUGGACGUGAGCAUAAAUCCUGCUUCAGUCAAAGUAUUAGAAAGUCCAGUUCCAGAUGUGACUACAACUGCUCCACCUACAACCACACCAUCCACAGCACCAACUUCACCUGCAGCCUCUGAACCCACUUAUAUUCUCUCAGUAGAAUUGAAAGAACUGGCUUUCUCACCUGCCCUCACUGACUCCAACAGCGAUGAAUACAAAGCUCUUGAAACAGCAGCUCUAAAAGCGUGUAACGACAAGUUCAGCAGCAAGUUUGCAAACAAGUUUUCCCGCUGCCUUUUGAAAAACGUCAGGGCCUUAAGUCCACCAAAAGACAACGAAACUCAAGCAACUGUGGCGGUUGUGUUCCAUGAGAAUACUACCUUUGCAGAUCUCCCACAGAAUAAUGUUGUUGCUCAGACCUUAGUAGAAGCUCUGAAUGACCCCAACAACAGCUUGGACGUGAGCAUAAAUCCUGCUUCAGUCAAAGUAUUAGAAAGUCCAGUUCCAGAUGUGACUACAACUGCUCCACCUACAACCACACCAUCCAUAGCACCAACUCCACCUACAACACCUAGACCCACUUACAUUCUCUCAGCAGUAUAUAAAGGACUGUCUUUUUCACUUGCCCUCACUGACUCCAACAGCGCUGAAUACAAAAAAUUGAAAGACAAAUUUGUAAAUGUGUGUCAUAAAAUUUACACUGCCAAAUAUCCCAAAACAUUUUCCCACUGCGAAUUAAAAAAGUUCAGUCCCGUGGAUGUAACACGAGUUACCGAAACUCAAGCGACGUUGGCAGUUAUCUUCCAUCCAAACACUUCUCAUGCAGAACUCCCACUGAAUGCUGUUGUUGUUAAAGACUUCAUACUGGCUCUCAGCGUUCCCAACAACAGCUUCAACCUGAGCGUAUAUCCACCUCAGUCUCGAUAUUAGCCAGUCCAGUUACAGAUCCAACUACAGUUGCAGCACCUAGUCCUGCUGCACCUGCAACUGUAGCACUCAUUAUAAAAAGGGUGAUAUUCAGGUCCCUUCUGACCCCCUUUACAAGUGACUUGCUGAAUCCAUCAUCUACAGCUUAUAAAAAUCGAGCUGCAAUGAUCAAAGAACAGCUUACACCUGUUUUCGACACGGCAUUCUCUUCUUCCUUCAAGUCCUUGGAAGUGAUCUCAUUCAGUAACGGAUCAAUUGUCAACACCGUGGAUGUUACGUUUUUAAGCACAUCUGCUCCUAAUAAUGUUCAGAUUGCAAACGUUUUAAUGAGCGCAGCUGGAAGCGUCAGCGGCUUUGAUAUCGAGGGGAGCUCCAUCUUCGUGAAUGGCAUAACUUCAAGUGGAGUAAGCCAUAAUAUCAGCCUCAUGACCGCAACCUGCCUAGCACUGUUGUCAUGGCUACUGUCCAGCCAACAUUGGCAGUAGUUCUGAUUUCCAUCACUGAAAAACGACUCUGGUGUAUUAAUUAUUGUAAAGUUGAAAUAUUAAGCAUCACAGUUUAAAUUGGGAUGCAUAAGUAAAUGUUUAUCAGUAAGCACUUUCCUUUAGAACUUUUUUUCUUAAUGAUUGUUUUUAAUAAUGUCCUUUUUUUAGUUUUAAUGGAAAACAUGCAGCUUCCUGUUGGUUGCACAUCCAAAUACUGCAUACAGUUUAAUCAUGAAAUUGUCAAUGAAAUGUACUCUCAAUUUUCUUAUUUAUAAAAACUAUUUAUUUAUACAAUCUUGCACAGCUGUAUUCUACUAUGUUCUGUCGUUUGCAAAAUUCCUGUCUGAAACUUUACAAUGACGACAAUAAAACAUUUUUAAAUGAA